CUGAUCAGCUUCCUCUUUUGAACCAUCACUCUCCAAUCUGGUUGGAUUGCACAUAUCAUCAAGGAUUAUCAUCAUCAUAUCAGAUUAUCCUCAUCAAUCGCCCGCAAGGAUUUCUAAUCAUAUAAUACUAUAUAAUAAUCCACUGCCCUUCCGCCACUCUCUGACUGCUAAGAACGUGCACCCCAUUUUCAUCCACCUCCUCGCACUUCCUCCCCCCCUGCCACCGGCUCGCUCGUACUGUUUACCAUCUGACUGAACUCUCGCAUCCUCGAAACAUUUGUAUCACUCCCUCCAAAAACCUUUGAUCCGUCUAGCUCUAGACUAGAUGAGUGCCCAAACCCAGUCCCGUCCCCAUCCCAACGGAACCACCAAUGGUGAUGUUUCUCUACCUACGUUUGUUCAUCGAGUCGCUAGCAUUCCUGUGAUCGCCGACACCUGGACUGCCGUGUAUUCGACUCUUCAAGCCCAUCCUUACUCAGCAGCUGUUUAUGGCAAAGCAGAGGGUGCGGUGCUCUACAUGUAUGAGCAGAGCAAACCGCUCCAGGUCAAGUUGGCCGGCCCGAUCGAGCAAGUUGACGCCGUCGCCAACAAGGGUCUAGAUUUUGUCCAGGCAAAAGCUCCAAUUAUCUUCGAAGUCCGAACCGAGGACCUAAUCUCACGAGCCAGAGAGCCAGCGAACCAGGUCUUGGCGUAUGGUAAAACUUACCAGGAAGCUGCGACCGCUCGACUUGGCCCCAUGGUCGAGCAAUUUCACUCUCAACUCACCCGCUCUCAACAAACACUUGGACAGCUCCAGGAAAAACUUCAGGCGGGUCUCCAAAAUAUCCGAAAGGACCCCAAGGCGGUGCCCGAUCAACUCAAGCAUCUUUCCGAACAAGUGCUUGGUGAAUUAGAACGAUUGAGUAGCUUUGUGCUCGAAAAACGAAAAGAUUUGCCUCAAAACGCCCAGCAAGUGAUCAACCCAUUAGUAGAAAAGUUGCAAAAAGGAUACGGUGAUAUCAAGGAGGAGAUGACCAAGGCCGAUGUACCGCUCGUCCAACGCGCCACCAACGUCUUACACUACUCGAAAGAUCAAGCCUCUCCCGUGGUGCACGAAGCCGUGCAGGCAUUCAAGAAGAUUAUUGGAAACUGAUCCUUGUAAAAUCUCUCUCUCGACCUUGAAUCACUCGCCGGAAAUCUUGUUUUCUAAUGAUUACGGAAUGAUCCGCCUUUUUUUCCUCGGCUACUCAAUUACUACCUUUACCAGUUGUACUUUUUCAGAUUUCAUUUUUUUUGUAGCCCCCAAAACACGUGUUUCAAAUUAGAUUGUCAUUGCAGGUAUUCACGAUAUGGUUUGAUGUUAUCCUCAAUCAUCAGUGAGGUGUUUCUUCCUGAGUCCUGACUCUAGUCCGCAAAAUAUUUGGCCAAGCAGAUGCGGAUUUUGAUGGCCUAAAUCGAUAGAGAUGAAAUGUAUUGCCCGCCAGAUGAAUAUUGCAAGUAAGAAAGACUGUGUAGCUUCGUAGUAUGCAAGCAUAACAGCUGAGGAACUGUCCGUAAAUACACACCAUUUCUGCAAAACUUAAAAAUGAGAUCAUUCAGC
Puccinia graminis f. sp. tritici CRL 75-36-700-3 is the source of this 1579-nucleotide messenger RNA. RefSeq lists its product as uncharacterized. The transcript has 4 exons. The record is from RefSeq and is a predicted model, not a curated record. NCBI's taxonomy places the organism in Eukaryota, Fungi, Basidiomycota, Pucciniomycetes, Pucciniales, Pucciniaceae. The coding region runs from base 326 to 1132 and encodes 268 amino acids.